Messenger RNA from Toxoplasma gondii ME49, 3501 nucleotides. Its product is annotated as radical SAM domain-containing protein. Lineage: Eukaryota; Apicomplexa; Conoidasida; Eucoccidiorida; Sarcocystidae. Bases 1 to 3501 code for a protein of 1166 amino acids. The transcript is spliced from 8 exons. The record is from RefSeq and is a predicted model, not a curated record. Gene Ontology annotation, biological process: wybutosine biosynthetic process. Gene Ontology annotation, molecular function: catalytic activity; FMN binding; 4 iron, 4 sulfur cluster binding.
AUGUGGACCUCUGGCUACCUCGAUCCGCGCCUCUCCUCUGUCCUCUCCAAAUACGGAGGGGACGUUUUUUCGAGAGAAUCAGACCCCCCUCAUGUGCAGCACUACUCCGGAAGCACAGGUGACGCUCUCUCUCCUCCCGAGCAACAAGAUGCUCGAAGAAUUCAGGAAUCAGAAACACAACCAUGGGAACCAGAGAGUCCUACCACAAAUGGAGAGGCGCCGUUUCGUAUUUUGAUUCUCUUUGGGUCUUCCGGAGGGACAUCGGCGGCAAUCGCCUUCUCACUCUUCCACUCUUUGCGUCUGCAACUUCGUAGGGAGGAAGACGCCUACAUGCCGAGUGCCGAUUUCCCAGUUCAGGAACCGCACAGCGGAGAAAAGACUUUCGUCAAGGAGAGCAAAGGUCCUCAACGUAACGGAGUCGACUUGGAAGGCGGCGCCGACUCUGAAAAGGGAGACUGGACAGGCAUAUCCUCUUCAGAACAUAUUCAAGAGGUUGCCGGUGAUUCUGCAAGCGCCUCUGAUUCUCUCGCGUCGCCCCAGGCCCGUGGUGCCCGUGUCAAUGGACAAAAGGGGAAAUGUCAGCGACGGGGAGAUCGAAGGGAGAGAGGACAAAGUGGAAACGAGAAAAAGGGGAGAGAGGCCUUAGACUCCAGCGACUUCUUCUCCGAUGGAGGUCGCGCUGCAGAGACAGCUCUCGGACGCGCCAGGAGAAGAGUGAAAGAGACACAAGAGCCUGUGGCCUCUGGCCUCUCCAGCCGAAAACUAUGGUUCCUUGACCGUGCCUACAGCGGCGGCGUUGAGGUUCUUAUUCAGUCGAUGGAGUUUUUCUCUUUCGACGAUCUCCUUGCGUUGAGUGAGGGCUCGGCUUUGCCGUUCGAAGCAUCGCAAGGGAUCUCCUCGAAUCAGAGAUCCACCGCUGCGUCUCACCUAAUACCCCCCCUUUCCUGCUCUCCUCCAGGAUACUCUUCUGCCUUUCUCUCCGCGUCCGUCAACUCCGCCUCUUCUUCGUCGCCGACGCGUCUGCUUAUUCUCUUUUGCCUCGCGACGGGUGCGCAAGGCUCGCCGCCGUCCACAGCUGCUGCGUUCUGUGCAGAAGCAGAGGAAGCGACGAAAGACUUUCGAGUUGGAAAAAAUACUUUGUCGAGAUGCUUCGUUGCAGGGAUUGGCUGUGGCAGCUCGGAGUAUCCUCGACCGACCUUCUGUCGCCCUGCGAAAACGUUGUUUAGAAACCUCACUGGGCACCUGGGGGCUCUUCCCCUUCUUUUCCUCCCUCUGACAUCGCAGGGAGCGUCUGCGCCUCUCUCGGCUCCGUCGACGCAUCGCGCCUCUUCUGCUGUUUCGACGUCGUCUUCGUCUUCACUUCUUCUGCUGUCGGAUACGCACACGGAGAGGUCGCUCGAGGCGAAGGUGAAGAACUGGGAAGGAGAGGUUUUGCGGCGUCUCGUAGCCUUCCUCAAGGCCUCUCGAAAAGAACAGAUACGUCUGCUGAGUCGGGCAACUGAGCAGAAGAGCGGCAAGCCGAAGGAACUCUCGGGCAAAGCUGGAAGAAAAGCCGGCGCAGCUGAGUGUCGUGCUGGAAGCCACGAGUUGCCAGGCGCGGAGACGAUAGACGAACGACAUCGAAUGCAUGCGAUCGGUGACGAGAGAGCCACCGGUGAAGGGAGUGACAUAGACACCAAGGGUGGGGACCGUGAGCUGCAGAGUACCGUCUUUUCUGAAGACUCCCAUUCGUCUUCAGACAGCGGGGGAGAGAGCAGCGAUCGCUCUUCGCUCUUCUCGUCAGAUGAUAAUGAGGACGGCGAGGCUCCGGGAUGGUCUCCCGGCCUCUCUGUUUUCGCCUCAGGAAAGGAGGCCUCACAGUCUCCUUGUGGAACCCCAGAGGGAAACGCCGAUCUGGAAGACAUGGUGGAAUGUGGGCGAGAAGCGCGGCCUCGUUCCGAGGGCGGGCCAGGAUCUCGGGGAAGCGCGGCGAGGGGGAAAAAAGGCAAGUCCGCGGAGAAGAAGGCGAUGGUGUCUGAGAAGCAAGCCGCACAGCUGAAGAAGGAAGGGUACAAGUUGAUUGGCUCUCACUCGGCUGUGAAGCUUUGUCGGUGGACAAAGUCGCAACUCCGGGGCCGAGGAGGCUGCUACAAACACACGUUUUACGGAAUCACUUCCUCACAGUGCAUGGAGUUGACACCGUCUCUAGCGUGUGCAAACAAAUGCGUCUUCUGCUGGAGACACCACAAAAACCCCGUCGGGACCUCCUGGAGAUGGCAACUAGACAACGCCGACUUCAUCGUCGAAGAAGGCCUAAAAAACCACUUCGCCGCUAUCAAGGAACUCAAAGGCAUGGCAGAAGUCAACGAGGAGCGUCUUGCCUCAGCAAGGGCAGAAGUUCGUCACUGCGCCUUGUCGUUGGUCGGCGAACCUAUCAUGUACCCGCGGAUCGCUGAGCUGGUGAAGCUUCUUCACCAUCAGCAUAUUUCCACAUUUCUCGUGACAAACGCACAGUUUCCUGAGGCUCUGCGAACCUUGCCGCCAGUCACGCAGCUGUACGUGUCUGUAGACGCCGCGAAUCCCAAAGAUCUCAAGACACUUGACCAACCGCUGUUUGCGGACUACUGGGAGCGCUUCCUUUUUUGCCUCGACCUUCUGAAAGAGAAACGGCAGCGGACGGUGUAUCGCUUGACUCUCGUCGGGGGGUACAACAUGGACGACCCUUCUGCAAAUGUUUCCAAAGAAUGUCACACUGGCGCAAAACCACAAGGCAGUUCAGCUGCUGCCUCCGCUGUUGGAGAAAACUCCAUAAAUGAGGUUGAACGCAUGUGCUGUCGACCGGCGACCUCUGGAAACAAAGACGACUAUGCCGAGACUGCCUGCGGGUGCUUGUCUCCUCGGACCGAAGGCGGCCAGGAAAAGUCGCCGGGAGAGGAGACACCUCAGAGUCGGGCUGCGAUCCGAGAGGAGACAACUGGUGAAAAAGCCGACAAAGAACGGGGCAAAACGAAGACAGAGGGACAGUCUCUCACAGAUCGCUCGGCAGCAGCAUAUGCGCGGUUGGUCUUGCGAGGAUCGCCCGAUCUCAUUGAAGUCAAGGCUGUGACUUACGCAGGAACGUCGAAGCACUCCAAAUUAACCAUGAAAAAUAUUCCGUGGCAUGACGAGGUUGUUGCCUUCUGUCAAACUCUCUGCGACGCCCUACCUACGGGGGACUAUGCGAUUGCAUGCGAGCAUCGCCACUCGUGUUGUGUUCUCAUCGCCAAAACUUCAUAUCGAAGGGACGGUGUAUGGCACACGUGGAUUGAUUACGACAAAUUUCACCAGCUGGCAACCAGUGGCAACACAACCUUCACCGGAUUUGACUACUGCGCGCCAACGCCUUCUUGGGCUGUCUAUGGAAGUGCCGAAGCGGGGUUCAGCCCGUUGGAGAAAAGGGUCUUCUCCAAGGGGAAACAGAAGCGCCUCCUCCGCGAUAAAGCCCGAACCGAACAGGGGGAAAAUGCAAAUGGGGCAGACUGA